Haemonchus placei is the source of this 2445-nucleotide messenger RNA. Lineage: Eukaryota; Metazoa; Nematoda; Chromadorea; Rhabditida; Trichostrongylidae. The record is from the annotation of a GenBank genome assembly.
AUGCCCAGAGGCUUCACGACCGUUUUUGCCUCAUUCUUUGCCAAGCAACUAGCUGAACAGCCACCUGGGAACGCACGGGUGAUGCCGGCGUUUCGCAACGAUGACGGGCUGUUGUGCAACUCGCCCCCUCGCAGUGUCCACCCACUAUGGUGGACGAAACCAGGCUGUGCUGAAGGUAAACGGUCCAAGAGGAAGAGGCUCGGCUCGAAAGUGGUUCCUGGAGCUGCACUUUCCUGCAUUAUGAAAACUGUUGAGGAUCCGAACAAUGUUCUCAGCAAGAGAGGUAAAGAUCGUUUGCUUUCCAAAAUCCCUGUACUUUGUGCAGACACUUUCGUGCCUGAUGUGAUGUAUUCUUUGGAGAAGAGAAACCGAUGGAAGGAGGCUAAUCCUGCGAACCUUCUAAAUGGUGUCGACAGUGACGAGGUUUCGGCUCAAGUUGUCGAGGCGAAGACACCCUUUCCAGAGAAUUACUUCAAAGACAGAGCUGUUUUUGGAGUUUACGAACUCGACGGCGAUGGUGAGAUGGUCUCGAAAACUGCAGGAGGACAAGGCGCAAGUCUUUCGUCCCUUACAUACCCUCAACGUCAAAAGCAUCGACAAAGUCAUCGCAAUAAGCGCUGCAAUGUCUCGAAGGAGGACGAAAAAAGCGAAGCUGAAGAAGUCACCUCUGGAAAAGCCCAAAUACGGUAUUUGAUCAUGCACGAAAAACCAGGCUACUACGGUCGACAUGUUCGAGGAAAGGCCGAUCGUACUUUAUGGAAAACUAGUCGUGCCAGGCGCCUUUGCUUAAGCGACUCUGAGCUCACAAUCAGUGAAGUCGAGGAAAAUGAGCAGAUUGAUGGUGACGAUCAUGAACCGAAGAGAGAGAAAGGGUUGAAUCUUGGUGAUUUCGUGACGAAAACAGCAGUGAGACGUCGGAGAGGAGUGAAGGACUCGAAAUUCUCACAGAGCUUUGAGAUGAUAGAUCUUCCUGAGAGUGAUAAGCUGAAGCCGUUCGAUCUCGUAGAUAUUACUUCUGUUCCGAAAGGGUUCUUUGAGUUCCUUUAUAUUGACACGACCAGUUGGAAAGAUUUCAAUUUUAUUGAGCAGGUGGAGAACCUGAAAAGGAAGCGAUAUAAGGUACGUUGGUUGGACAGGAACCACCAGAGAGUUGCAAUCGAUGCUACAAACGCUGUCGAUAAAUCCGGCAGCUACGAUGGAGAACCGACUGUCUUUGUGAUAAUCGAGAGAUGUUUCAAAAACAACAAACUGGGACCCUUCUUGAAGAUUCAUCUCAACUCUUCUAUGUCACCAAAGAAAAACUUGGAUUGGCUGACGUUUAAAUAUUUGACCAAGGGUAACUGGUCUGAUAUUGAUAGUGCCGUUGAGGGAAUUGUCCGUUUUCCACAGAUACACAGAGAGUACUUCGAAGAGCGGCUGGACGAUACGCUGCAAGUGGCACACAGUAACGAGCACCUUCCAAUGUUCAAUCCCAAACAAUUUAUCGGCCAGACUCAUCGAAUCAGUCAUCUACAUAUGGAGAACAUGUUACGGGAACAGGUGGAUGCUGACUCGUUUGAAAAUCUCAGCAUGGAAGAAGUGAACGGCGACCCCCGAGGUGGAACUAACUUUCCGAGUAGCUGCUCAACCUUCGAUACACUACCUUCCAUCCCAUUGGGAGUGAAAUGUUGUGAUUGUGGCAACCACCGCAUCAAUUACCUGUACGAGAUGGACGAUUGUUGGAUGUGCAGGCAGUGUGUAAGACAGCUGGCUGUCUGUCAAAUUCGUGCUGGAUGUGUGCCAGUAAACCUCCCGUUCAUUGUCCCUUCUAAUACAACGUGCUAUGAUGUUUUGCCUUCUAUUCUUCCUCUGCCGUUAUUCAACUUCUAUACAAAGUAUGCUGCCAUAGAGCUCAUCAAACAGUCUAUGGGUAAUAUUGUGCUCGAUGAAUGUCCUGGGUGUAAACAAGCUGUCGAAAUCUUCAGACCGAAUGAGUACAACUGCGCCGAGUGUGAAUGUGGGAUCGUGUGGUGCACGGAAUGCAAGAAGGAACCCCACUGGCCUAUGAUCUGCGAAACGGCAGCUGAAUGGAGGACUCGAUGGAAAUGUCGAAAGUAUGCAGAGUGCGAAAACUGCCAAACUGCAUUCAAUCCACAAAACAUGUAUCAAGUUCCUUAUCGUGGUCAUCGAUACCGUUAUGGGAAAUUUCCUGUUGUCAAAGACUUCAUACUUCCCGAUAUCCAUGUUCCCCGUAUCAAAAAUGAGGUGGUAGAGAUUUGUGAAAAAGCUCGUGCUUCCCGUUUUGGAGUUGCACAUAUAAGUGAGUUGGAAAGAGCCUGCCGAAGCUCCGAGGACACUGGUCCCUAUGUAAGCGGUUGUCGUGAUAUAGUACUCACGAGGUCAGUAGGGCUCGGAUUCGUUGCUGUCCAAUCAAACCCGAAGUUUAAUUGCUUAAACGAAUCGUGA